Molecule: messenger RNA, 1395 nt
Organism: Aureobasidium musti
Lineage: Eukaryota; Fungi; Ascomycota; Dothideomycetes; Dothideales; Saccotheciaceae
Source: the annotation of a GenBank genome assembly
AUGGUCGGUUUCCUUGGAAUGACGGGCAAAGCCCUGUCCGUCGCUCAGAUUGCACUGGUGGUCGCUCCGUCUUUCAUCCUGUUCGGUUACAACCAGUCUGGUCUUGGCCCGCUGCUCUCUGAAGAGAACUGGAGACAUCAAUUCCCCCAAAUCGACACUGUCGACUACAAGGGUGCAGUCAAGGCCCAUCACGCUACCCUUCAGGGCCUCGUUGUCGCAACAUUCACACUCGGUGCGUUGGUCGGUGCUUUGAGCUGUAGUUACACUGGUACGCUUCUCGGAAGACGAUGGGUCAUCUUCAUCGUCCCUGUCUGGCAAUCAGAAUGUUCAUCCGCCAAGAACCGUGGUAAGCACGUUGUCCUUGACGGCAUGUUUAUCUCGCUUGGUUACACGCUCGAAUCAUGGAUCGACUUUGGCUUUUUCACUCUCAAGACUGGAUCUGUCACCUGGCGUCCUCCGAUUGCCAUCGCCCUGCUCUUCUCGCUCAUCGUUCUGUUCUCCAUCUGGUUCUUCCCUGAGUCACCCCGUUGGCUCCUCGCUCAAAACCGUGGCCAAGAAGCCCGCGAGAACCUGGCCGCUCUCAAGGGUCUCCCCAUGGACUCUCCUGAAAUCGAAGCAGAGUGUGUUGGCAUCGAGCUUUCACUCGAAGACUCUUCAGUCAAAGCCGCUUCUAUCAAGGACUUGUUCAGCAUGGGCGAGGACAAGCUUGCUUACCGUUUCGGCCUUUGUAUUCUGCUCCAGUUCUUCCAGCAGAUGUCCGGAACCAACCUCAUCUCCGUCUAUGCAUCCGUUAUCUUCCAGCAGAGUCUCGGUAUGGAUGCCUACAACUCCAAGCUUCUCUCUGCUGGUACUUUGACCUGGAAGUUCCUCUCCUGUUUCGUUGCCUUCUUCUGCAUCGAUCGUUUCGGUCGCCGCCUAUGUUUCAUUGUUUCCGGAGCUGGUAUGGCCAUGUGCAUGGUCGGUCUGGCUAUCACAACUUCGUUCCACGGCAAUUAUGGUGCAUCUGUGGCUGCCGCCUUCUUCAUCUACCUUUUCUGCUUCUUCACCCCUAUUGGAUUCCUCGGUGCCAACUUCCUUUAUUGUACCGAAGUCGCUCCCAUAAGAUUGCGUGUGGCCAUGGCAUCUAUCUCUACCGCCAACCACUGGCUGUGGAACUUCGCAGUGGCCAUGAUCACCCCUGUAGCCAUCAACAACAUUGGCUACAAGUACUUUAUUGUGUACGCUUGCAUUGACCCCGAAACCAAGGGCCGUUCGCUGGAGGAGCUCGACACCAUUUUCAAGGACAGCCCUUCAGUAUUGGGUACUGUCAGGUACGCCAAGUACAAGCCUAUGAUGACUGCCGAGGAGGUGCCUGUUGCCAAAACUUCCGAUCACGUUCACACCGAGAAGGUUUAA